This is a messenger RNA of Pararge aegeria (speckled wood butterfly), 1972 nucleotides long. RefSeq names its product heterogeneous nuclear ribonucleoprotein F (gene glo). The transcript has 8 exons. Gene Ontology annotation, molecular function: RNA binding. The coding region runs from base 162 to 1253 and encodes 363 amino acids. Lineage: Eukaryota; Metazoa; Arthropoda; Insecta; Lepidoptera; Nymphalidae. The record is from RefSeq and is a predicted model, not a curated record. Gene Ontology annotation, biological process: regulation of RNA splicing. Gene Ontology annotation, cellular component: nucleoplasm; ribonucleoprotein complex.
GACGCCAUCGACGUCAUAUUGCUGAAUUGAACGCAAAAUUUUCAUUAAUUCAUUUAUAUCUAGUAUUAAGUUAAUUGUUCGCCGAAGCUUUUAAAUAAUUGCAUAAUUAAAGUAAAUCGUUUCAAAUAUUUCGCCCUAGUGAUUGGAAAAAAACUUGGAAAAUGCUGGGGUCCGGUGAUGGUGCGCACAUUAUAAAGUUGCGUGGUUUACCUUUCUCCACGUCUGUUGAGGAUGUCCUCGACUUUCUAAGCGGGGUCAAUAUUUUAAAUGGCAAAGAGGGUAUCCAUUUAACUGAAGUUAGACCAGGCAGGCCAUCGGGAGAAUGCUUUGUAGAAGUGGAGAGCCAAGAGGAUGUGGAUGAAGCUUUGAAGAAGGAUAAAGAGAAUAUGGGCAAAAGAUAUAUAGAGGUAUUUUCUACUGACCGUCAAGAUAUGGAAUGGGCUCUGAAUGCAAUGCGUCAGAGUGAGAAUGGCUUUGAUAGCAUACCAAAUGUCUCUGAUGAUUAUGGCAUUGUUAAACUAAGAGGCUUACCUUUUGGCUGCUCCAAGGAAGAGAUUGAGUUAUUUUUUGAUGGGUUGUCGGUGGCCCAAGACGGGGUGCACUUGCUAUCGGACCACACGGGGCGGGCCUCGGGCGAGGCGUUUGUUUACUUCGUUGACAAGCAGAGCGCUCAAGACGCUCUCGGCAGGGACAGGGAGAAAAUAGGACACAGGUACAUUGAGGUGUUCAUAAGCGCUCCCGAUGAAGUGCGCGCUUACGCAUCCCGGAUGGAGGGUGGCGGGUUCAAGUCCUCGCGAGGCUAUCGGCCCACGCCUUACGAUCGCAACGACAGAUACUCCGGCGGACGCUUCGGCGGCAGAGGAGGCAGGGGCGGGUCUUUCGGAAGAGGUGGCGGAGGCGCUCCCUAUAUCGGAGGACGCAUCGGUGGUGGACGCCGCGGCUCGUGCCACUGCGUGCACAUGCGCGGACUACCAUUCAAAGCUUCGCCUCAGGAUAUCGCCUACUUCUUCAAGCCGAUUCGACCGAUGAACAUCAACAUCCUGUACGACAACAGCGGUCGACCUUCGGGGGAGGCCGAUGUCGAAUUCGAAUGUCACGAAGAUGCUAUGAGGGCAAUGAGACGGGAUAAAAACAACAUGGAACAUCGCUAUAUCGAGCUCUUCAUGAAUUCAUCCCCCGGUGGCGGCGGUGGUGGUGGCGGCGGCGGCGGCGGCGGCGGUUUCAAGCCGAACCGCACCUUCAGAAACUACUGAUAUGAUGGGUCUGGGCAUAAUGUUAUACAUUAUUUGUACAUGGAGAGGCCAACAUUUGACAAUCUAAACUAUUAAUAAAACUGAUGAGUUUGUAACUUUAUUUUGUUUGAAUCCCCUUUAUGGGGAUGAAAGGUAUGCAAGUUCAUCGAUAUAUAAAAUAGUUGUUCAGGUGGAUAAUUAAAAUGGUAAAAUAAAAAUUUCGUUUCCAAAUGGGUUGAAUACCUAUGAAUAUGAAUUUAUAUAUCCUUUCAAAGUCAAAUUCAAAGUGACUGUAUGCGGCGGCUUAUUUUCUAUUCGCUUAAAAAAUCAGGUAUCUGUUUAAGUUCAGUAGUUAAAGCGGUACACAAUACAUCGUUUUUGAUAUUAUGUUAUCGAUAUAUCAAUAUGAUAUAUUUUUAUAAUUACAAAAUUACCUUGUUUUUGUACCUUUGGCCGAAAAAAGUUUGCCGAUCUAUGUACAAUAAUACUUUACGUCCAUUACGUACGAGAAACAACAAGAAUAUUUUGUAUUUUUUCUUUUCUUAUUAGACGUAUUACUUGCCUUUACCAUUAAAAGUAAAAAUUUGGAAACAUGGUGUAUGAAGUCCUUAAACCAUAUUAUCUGGAGUCGCAAGUAAACUAAACUUGUUGUUUUUUGUAUUGGUUUCUUGUUUUAAACGAUAUGCAGGAAACCAUAAACACUAAGAUGCAAAUAAACACAUUUUUUUCUCUGUCGUUUA